Molecule: messenger RNA, 603 nt
Organism: Homalodisca vitripennis (glassy-winged sharpshooter)
Lineage: Eukaryota; Metazoa; Arthropoda; Insecta; Hemiptera; Cicadellidae
Product: 39S ribosomal protein L37, mitochondrial-like
Exons: 3
Coding region: 134-559 (141 amino acids)
Biological process (GO): translation
Cellular component (GO): mitochondrion; ribosome
Molecular function (GO): structural constituent of ribosome
Source: RefSeq, a predicted model, not a curated record
AUGUGCCUCGUCUCGGACAAGCCCCUGAACCCCCUGGUGGAACCUGCGGAAGCCGAGGGGCUGGAGGUACCGGAAUUGACAGUUUCGCAUCCUCUCAUCUCUCUGGAGGAGGACAACUUUUACGAGUUGAAAGAUGUGUUUCCCACUACAGCCAGACAGCAAAUUCAGCCAAGUGCAGACAGUCAUUGUACACCACAAUCUCACGGAGGUCAAGAACCUAUUUGAUGCUCCCGUGCAAGAAAGCCAGUUGCUGGGUCGCUCUCUUAUGAAAGCUUACACUAUGGCUGUCACCCAAGCCAGAUAUAACUACGGGCCCCAAGUGAAGGAGUUGCCCCAGCCACUAGUGGUGCAAUGUGUGCAGACCGACGGCCAGAACUUCCACUUCAGCAUUCUUCAGCUCCACUCUACAGAGGUGGACUGUCACCGCAGAAACGUGUACUGGAGUCUGCCACCCCUACCACUCUAUGACGAUUGCUCGUACGUCCAGGCUGUGCCACUCUUGCAGGGCUACAACCCCCAGGUCUUCAAACAGUUGCUGGCAUUCUACAUCAACAAUUAAAUGACUCAAAGCUGUAGUUUUACCAUAAUAAAUUGUAAAUAACA